AAAUGACAAAAAUCCCGUGUAGUAGUUGCCAGCAGAAGGCAGAAGCUGCAGCACGGAACACGUUCUCAAAUCCAGGGUCAGACCUCAAGAACACUCAAGAUUUACUGAUGAAAGCUCAGCAGAUACUUGAUCAUAAAGAGUAAUAACAACUAAACUAAGACACUGAAAGGAAAAUACCAGAUGCCAUUCUGCAGGAUGUACUAAAUGCCACUUAAUGGAUACAUUUAAAUCCUCCUGAAUCAACAGAGUAACCAGGUAGUGAAGAAGAAACACAAGCCAUGGACAACCUCACCUCUGUGGCUGUGAAUGGCAGCUUAUGCACCAGAGAUUACAAGAUCACCCAGGUCCUCUUUCCGCUCCUUUACACUGUCCUGUUUUUUGUUGGACUCAUCACAAACAGUCUGGCUAUGAGGAUUUUCUUUCAAAUCCGCAAUAAAUCUAAUUUUAUCAUUUUUCUUAAGAACACAGUCAUUUCUGAUCUUCUCAUGAUUCUGACUUUUCCAUUCAAAAUUCUCAGUGAUGCCAAACUGGGAACAGGACCACUGAGAACCUUUGUGUGCCAAGUGACCUCUGUCAUAUUUUAUUUCACAAUGUACAUCAGUAUUUCAUUCCUUGGACUGAUAACUAUUGAUCGCUACCAGAAGACCACCAGGCCAUUUAAGAUGUCCAACCCCAGCAAUCUCUUGGGGGCUAAAAUUCUCUCUGUCGUAAUUUGGGCAUUCAUGUUCUUACUCUCUUUGCCCAACAUGAUUCUGACCAACAGGAGGCCAAAAGACAAGAAUGUGAAGAAAUGCUCUUUCCUCAAAUCAGAGUUUGGUCUGGUCUGGCAUGAAAUAGUCAAUUACAUCUGUCAAGUCAUUUUCUGGAUUAAUUUUUUAAUUGUCAUUGUAUGUUAUACACUCAUUACAAAAGAACUGUACAGGUCAUAUGUGAGAACAAGGGGCGUAGGCAAAGUCCCCAAGAAAAAGGUAAACAUCAAAGUUUUCAUUAUCAUUGCUGUAUUUUUUAUUUGUUUUGUUCCUUUCCAUUUUGCCCGCAUUCCCUACACCCUGAGCCAAACCCGGGAUGUCUUUGACUGCUCCGCUGAGAAUACUCUGUUUUAUGUUAAAGAAAGCACACUUUGGUUGACUUCCUUAAAUGCAUGCCUGGAUCCAUUCAUCUACUUUUUCCUCUGCAAGUCCUUCAAAAAUUCCUUAAUGAGUAUGCUGAAGUGCCGCAAUUCUGCAACGUCUCCAUCCCAACAAAACAGGAAAAAAGAACAGGACGGUGGUGACCCAAGUGAAGAGACUCCAAUGUAA
This is a messenger RNA of Enhydra lutris kenyoni (northern sea otter), 1298 nucleotides long. Its product is annotated as purinergic receptor P2Y12. The transcript has 3 exons. Gene Ontology annotation, biological process: G protein-coupled receptor signaling pathway; blood coagulation. Gene Ontology annotation, cellular component: membrane. The record is from RefSeq and is a predicted model, not a curated record. Lineage: Eukaryota; Metazoa; Chordata; Mammalia; Carnivora; Mustelidae. The coding region runs from base 279 to 1298 and encodes 339 amino acids. Gene Ontology annotation, molecular function: G protein-coupled purinergic nucleotide receptor activity.